ACUUAUUUUGCAAACAAAUUUCAUCUUCUCAAUCCCAAAAGAACGAAUAACAAUUAGCAAUGGCGAUCGAAUGGAACGAUAUAAAAAAUGUCCACGGACCAUUACUCCGAUCCAUGCGACCCAUUGUUUAUGUUCGAAGCGAAAAAGAAGCUCGAGUGCAGAUACGUUAUUUACGUCAAAGAGACAUCCGUGUGAUUGAUUACAUAUUUCUUUGGUACAUUUUUACUUGCUUCCGUUGGUUCUUGCUUGUACAUAUUGAAGGUUCUAAUUUUGCUCUCGCCUCUAAGCUCCAUUUCUUCGGAAAUACCCUCAUCGCAGUUUGUUUCAAUAUCAAGAUCCACAUGAACAACAAAGAAUUCAAGGAUGUGAACAAAACUUUGGUGUGCUGCAUGAUUUGCCAGAUUAUGUUAACUUUGGCGGUCGUAUACAUUCAGGUUGAAUGGCCUGAACUAAUUUGUCGGUUUAUUUUUGAUUUAGCAUAUAUUGGGUUGGUCGUUUGUUGUAUACGUUUGUAAAUAUUUAACCUUUUUUUUUUGGGGUAGCCCAAAGUAGAUGGUUACUGACAGAUGAAUUAUUUGAUUUUAGUUUUCUAAUUAUGCAAAGAAUAAUGUGAAUGUCAUCGGUGGACGUUUGGUUUG
Molecule: messenger RNA, 638 nt
Organism: Asparagus officinalis (garden asparagus)
Lineage: Eukaryota; Viridiplantae; Streptophyta; Magnoliopsida; Asparagales; Asparagaceae
Exons: 3
Coding region: 60-515 (151 amino acids)
Source: RefSeq, a predicted model, not a curated record